Messenger RNA from Rubroshorea leprosula, 1511 nucleotides. NCBI's taxonomy places the organism in Eukaryota, Viridiplantae, Streptophyta, Magnoliopsida, Malvales, Dipterocarpaceae. The record is from the annotation of a GenBank genome assembly.
AUUGUGGCAGAAGGGCUAAACGGGCUAAUGUCCUCAAUAGUGGAGAAACAACUAUAUAAAGGCGUGGUGAUUGGUAACAAAGGAGUCACGGUUUCACACCUACAAUUUGCGGAUGAUACUAUCUUCUUUGGAGAGGCAUCGAAGGACAAUAUUGGGGUUAUUAAAAGCAUAAUGAGAACAUCUGAGCUGAGUUCUGGUCUUAAAAUCAAUUUUGGGAAGAGCCAACCAAUAGGGAUAGGGGUAGAAGACAACUGGAGAAAUAAGAUGGCAUAUAAGUUGUGCUGCAAGGAAAGGGAGAUCCCAUUUAAAUAUUUGGGGAUCCUAAUAAGCAGAAAUCACAGAAGAGUAGCAAUGUGGCAGCCAAUGGUUGAAUCUUUUUUAAAAAAGCUAGCUACCUGGAAGGGUCGGCACCUUUCCUUGGGAGGUCGCAUCACGCUCAUUAAUUCAGUAUUGUCCAACUUACCUGUAUUCCUCAUGUCAGUCUACUUAAUCCCAAAAGGUAUACUAUACUCUAUUGAUAAGAUUUGUAGAAGCUUUUUAUGGGGUGGUGGCAGGGAAAAGAGAAAAAUAAAUUGGGUCAACUGGGUUAAGGUGUGUAAAAAGAGAGAGGAAGGCGGGCUGGGAGUGAGAGAUUUGAGGAAGUUUAAAUUGGCAUUGAUGGGAAAAUGGUGGGGAUGUCUUGUAGAAAAUGAGGAGGGAUUGUGGAAGAGAGUAGUUGUAGGCAAAUAUGGAGAGGGAGGGGGUCAUUGGUUGGACUGGAUUAAAGAAUAUAGAGGAGUAGGUUCUAUAUGGUGGAGAGAUGUAUGUUGCCUGGAUAAAAUGGAUAGAGAGAGAGCAAGAUGGCUGAUGGAGGGGUUUAGAACAAAGCUAGGGGAUGGCAAGAGCGUUAGCUUUUGGUGGGAUAAUUGGAAUGAACCAGGGAGAUGGAACCUCAAAUGGAGAAGGAAACUAUUCGAAUGGGAACCUGAAGAGGCUAGGGGACUCCAAGAAGUGAUAGAAGACAAGAUGAUCACGCAUGGAAGGCCUGAUUCGUUGGAAUGGGUUCACGACAAAGAUGGACAAUACUCGACAAAAAUAGCCUACUCAAUUCUAACAAAAGAACAGAUAGGAACAACUGAUAGUUCGACGUUCAAAAGAAUAUGGAAUCCCAGCUUUCCAAGCAAAGUUUCAGCUUUCAAUUGGCAGCUAUUGCUAAACAAAAUUCCAACCAAAUCGAAUUUGAUUACUAGAGGGAUUCUCAGAGACUCGGGUGAUGGUAAAUGCGUUCUUUGUAAUGAGGAAGAUGAAGACUCUACACAUCUGUUCUUAAAAUGCAAAACAACCAGAUGGGUGUGGCAGGAGUGUGCUAAAUGGUGAGGGAUCGAGAUUUUACUGUAGAGGGAUUGCUGGAAAUCUUUUCAGCUUUUUGGGAAAUGGAGUAAAGAUCCAUGAUUAAGAGAAGGUUGGGAUAGCAUUUGGAGUAAUGUAAUUUGGUUAGUGUGGCUUGCCCAGAAUCAAAUGAUUUUCCAAGA